AUGUCUGACUACUCCAAGCUCCCGGCCGCGGCUACGUUGGCCGUCCGUCCAUUUACCGCACGCGCGCCCGAGGAAAAGGUACAGCACUUUCAGCAGCUCCUCGCCCUGUCGCCCAUCGGUCCCGCCGUCUUCGAAAACACGCACAACGGGCGCGCAUAUGGCAUCACCAGAGACUGGUUGCAAGACGCGAAAGAGGCAUGGCUGCGAAAUUUCGACUGGCGCCGAUGCGAGGCGCGCAUAAACUCGUUUCCCAACUUUCAAGCCACGGUCGAGGACACGGACGGCAACACCCUCGACGUGCACUUUAUGGGCUUGUUCUCGGAGCGCGCUGAUGCGAUUCCGAUUGCCUUUCUGCACGGGUGGCCAAGCUCGUGCAUCUCCUUCAUGGACAUAUUGGAUCUGCUCAGGGAAAAGUACACGGCGAGAGACUUGCCGUACCAUGUCAUUGUGCCGUCGCUGCCGGGCUAUGCCUACUCGUCUGGGCCACCCAUGGACAAGGAGUUUGGACUCGUCCAAGCCGCGGGCGUUGUUGACAGCCUCAUGAUUGGCCUGGGCUUCAAAGACGGCUAUUUGGUGCAAGGCGGUGACUUGGGAAGCUUCCUUAGUCGCAUCUUGGCCCUGACGUCCGACUCCUGCAAAGGCAUGCACGUCAAUAUGAUGACUAUCCCCGGUGGACAAGAACCAGGGGAUGACUUGGAAAAAGCCGCGCUCGAGAAGGCGAAAGAGGCCGUCGAUACGGGAAUGGCGUUUGCUCUGGAGCAGGGCACACGGCCGGCCACAAUCGGCCUUGCUCUAAGUGCCAGCCCUCUCGCACUACUUAGCUGGAUUGGUGAAAAGAUGCUGGCGUGGACCGACCAAGAUCCUCCUCUGGAAAAGAUUCUCGAGACGGCCACCCUGUACUGGAUGACAGACACCAUCUCCCGAUCCUUUUGGCACAACCGAGCCAUGGCCGGCGACGGGGAAGAACCAAAGAUGGCUCGCCUCUCCGUUUUGAUAUGUCGCACGGAGCUCAAUGUCUGGAUUGCCGCCGAAUUUGACUGGCAGCCACAUGGCCAACAAGUAUUCAGCCGAAUGGUUGACGCUGCCAAGCAUGACAGCUCGCCAGUCAACCUUCAGGCAAAAGUCGAUAUGACACUUACACAGCGCCGGAUCCCGAAAAUUGGAAACGCAGACAUGAGCAAGUAUAACAUCAACGAGUCGCUGCUAGUACAAGCCGCCUUUGAGCCAAAGACGUACACGAUGACUCUUGAGAAGGGAACCUUUUUGAGCCCCUGCGACGCUCAGUUUCCCGAGUACCUGACGGAGCACACGCCGAGGUUCCAGCUUCGUCUGACGUUUGAUACGUCGCCAUACCCACCGCGAUGUGAGUGGCAGAAGCCGCAGGAGGGCCCGGAUGCGAUCAGGUUUUGGGAGUGGAAGCAGUUUUGUGGGCGGAAUCACGUCUGA
Molecule: messenger RNA, 1446 nt
Organism: Cordyceps militaris CM01
Lineage: Eukaryota; Fungi; Ascomycota; Sordariomycetes; Hypocreales; Cordycipitaceae
Product: epoxide hydrolase
Exons: 3
Coding region: 1-1446 (481 amino acids)
Biological process (GO): epoxide metabolic process
Molecular function (GO): epoxide hydrolase activity
Source: RefSeq, a predicted model, not a curated record